AUGGACCUCUCACCCUGGCAAACACCCCUCAGCUACAUCGGCCUGGCAACACUAGCCUACACAACCCUCAAAUUCACUCGCUCGGCAACAACAUUCCUCCUCCCCACCUCUCUAAACACCUACAACCGCACAAAGAACAACUGGGCCCUGGUAACCGGCGCAAGCGACGGAAUCGGCUUCGGCUUCAGCCAGGAACUCUGCGCACGCGGUUUCAACGUCAUUCUCCACGGGCGCAAUCGCGCGAAACUCGAUACGCGCGCGGCGGAGCUCAGGGCCGAAUUCCCGACUCGUCGGGUUGAGAUUGUUGUCCGUGAUGUUGUCGGGUUGACGGUUGAUGUGGAUGAGAUUGCUGUGGAGGUUAAGUGCAUUCUUGAGGCACAGGGCGGCGAGCUCUCCGUUCUCAUCAAUAAUGUUGGCGGCGAGGUUCGGCCGUAUACGGUCUUGAGUGAUUAUUCCUUUGAGGAGGUUGAGAGGACUAUUUCGAUGAAUGCUGGAUUCAUGACGCAGAUUACCCGUGUAUUGCUUCCUGUUUUGGAGGCUGGGAGUGGAGCGGUUAUCACCAAUGUUUCGUCCGUGUCGGCUUUUGGUAUGCCUUAUAUCAGUGUUUAUGCUUCAACCAAGGGGUUCGUGGAUACGUUUACCAAGGCGCUUGAGGCUGAGUGUAAGGCUGAGAAGCGCAACAUUGAGGUUUUGGGAUUGCGCGUUGGUCAAGUCAAAACAGCUGGCUUCGAUGUUCAGGCUGGGCUCUUUGUACCGGAUGCCAGGACUCUAGCCAGUGCUGGAUUGAACCGGGUUGGAUGCGGGCGAGUCAUUGUUUGGGCAUACUUUUGGCAUUGGCUGCAAGGACUUUCGUUUGAUAUUCUACCCCGGUCUAUGCUGAUGAUGAUCUCCUCGAAGAAGCUUAUGGCACUGAAGAAGGAAGAAGAGGAGAAAGCUAAGAACAGGUGA
Molecule: messenger RNA, 948 nt
Organism: Penicillium manginii
Lineage: Eukaryota; Fungi; Ascomycota; Eurotiomycetes; Eurotiales; Aspergillaceae
Product: putative short chain dehydrogenase/reductase
Exons: 1
Coding region: 1-948 (315 amino acids)
Cellular component (GO): endoplasmic reticulum
Molecular function (GO): oxidoreductase activity
Source: RefSeq, a predicted model, not a curated record